This is a messenger RNA of Seriola aureovittata, 4453 nucleotides long. RefSeq names its product transmembrane protein 178Bb (gene tmem178bb). Lineage: Eukaryota; Metazoa; Chordata; Actinopteri; Carangiformes; Carangidae. Gene Ontology annotation, cellular component: membrane. The record is from RefSeq and is a predicted model, not a curated record. The transcript is spliced from 5 exons. The coding region runs from base 501 to 1385 and encodes 294 amino acids.
UGUUUUGAUUGGUUCGCGGUCGGGCCUGCUCUGUAGCAGCUGCCGUCAUCCGAUCAGACGCGAGGGUUCUGCUGAGUCUGCCGACUGAUCCCUCGCUCUCCUGCUGCUGAUGGACUGCGGUCUGCACAGGGUUCGGUUCGGACUCUUCAGACAGAUGGAUGCUGAGGAUCCUCGGCUGAGAUGAGAUAAGCCCCCUCUCUCUCUCUCUCUCUCUCUCUCUCUCUCUCCAUCUCCGCCGAGCUGCUGCAGCGCCGCGCACACAAGAAGGACGUGGGCACGUUAUAGUGGAAAACACCGGAAUACAGGGGAUUUGAUAUUUCAUUUGAGCUGUGAGCUGUGCCACUGCGAGCUGUGAAAGGUGUCCCCCCCCCCCCUUCUAUUUUGCACUUAUGGUCCCGAUGCUGCUCUCCAGAGGUGAUGUGAGCUGAGCUACAGUGAAGGGGAAGCCGCAGAGGAGCUGUCCGUCUGUUGAGGUGCAGAUGCGGCUGUGACAAGCGAGCAUGGCUGCCGGGAAGUUACUGCUCUACGCCGGGCUCUCUCUUUCUCUUUGCGCCCUGGGCAUGCUGGCCGUGGCGAUGUGCUCCGACCACUGGUACGAGACCGACGCCAGGAGGUACAGGGAGCGGUGCCGAAGUUUUUCCAGCCGCCGCAAGGACCCGGGCUUCAUCUACAUCCCCAACAACAGCCUGCCGCUGCGGGCCAGCCGGAGCAGCCUGCCCCGCUGGGAGGAGAAGCUGCUGCUGGCCCGGAAUCGGCGGCAGCUGUUCGCCAUGAGCGCCGCGGAUGAGUGCAGCAGGCAGUACAACUCGACCAACAUGGGGCUGUGGAGGAAAUGUCACCGGCUGGGCUUCGAUCAAGAAAUCGAAGAUCUCAUCCGGAAAGGUUCCAUUGCAAGAUGCUCCUACAUCAAAUAUCACUACUCCUCAGCUACGAUACCCAAAAAUCUCUCAUACAACAUCACCAAGACGAUAAGGCAGGACGAGUGGCACUCCCUCCACUUGCGGCGGAUGACGGCAGGCUUCAUGGGCAUGGCGGUGGCCAUCAUCCUUUUCGGCUGGAUCAUCGGCGUGCUCGGCUGCUGCUGGGACCGAGGCCUCAUGCAGUAUGUGGCUGGUCUCCUCUUCCUCAUGGGAGGAACCUUCUGCAUCAUCUCCCUCUGUACCUGCGUCGCCGGCAUCAACUUCGAGCUCUCCCGCUACCCGCGGUACCUGUACGGCCUGCCUGACGACAUCGGCCAUGGCUACGGCUGGUCCAUGUUCUGCGCCUGGGGAGGCCUCGGCCUCACCCUCAUCGCCGGCUUCUUCUGCACCCUGGCACCCUCCGUGCAGCCGAUACCCCGAUCUACCUGCCCCAAGUCCCGACAGGAGAACGGCACCGUCUGCUAAAGCCGCGCAGCCGCGAGGAAAAAAACGACCGAAAGCCGCAGAAGAAAGAAAGAAAAACAGAAAAAACUGUUCCAUGUGUUCAUCCAUCCACUCAUCUCCAGUCUCUCCUGGUUCCAGAUUUUUCUUUUUCUUUUUUUUUUUUUUUUUUGUUUGUGUGUGUUUUAAAAUGGGUGUCUUGAUGCUCUGCUAUCUUGAAAAAAAAAAAACAGAAAAAACUGAAGAACUAAAGAAAUAUUAUCAAAAAUUUGAAGUUGUGCUUGUUUUGUUGUUGUGGAGCAGACGGUGAAACGGACCUUGACCCGAGACAGUUUUUAAAAGGAAGUACGUGGAGACACUGAAGGACUACAUUUUGGAUUGUGAAUGGUUGUAGCAAAAACAACGGUUCUGAACCUCUGAAGGUGUCGGGUAAAGGUGUUCAACCUGUGAACUGCUUAUAGCUUAUAUUGACUGGUCUACUGUGAGUGUGUGGAGAACUGAACGAAUCAGCAGUAUUGGAGGGGAAAAGGUCAAAUUGUUAAAAAUCUUGCGGAACAUUUCUCAUGGACUCUUGGAGCCUCCUUUGUUUGAUAAUUCACAGAGAACUUGACCGAACAUGAAAAACAUGUAACUCCCCGAUCUGGGAUCAUCUAUUAACUCUCAGUAUUCCAGCUGCUGAGGUCCCUCCGGUCACGUGGGAGGGGUUUGUGGGUAGCGAGGAGAUCCAGGACCUCCGCCGUUGUACAUUAUUGUACAGAAUAUUCCAGAGAAGUGACAACCAGGAAACUGUCAUGUCAGACCAUUUUCAUUCUCGUGUAGGUGCAUUACAUUCCGUCUGAUGAUCCCAUUAGCCAUUUAGCAUUUUAUACAUGCGUUCCUCUUUUAUUCAAAAGUGUGUUUUCCUUUUUACUGACCCCUUCAUGUCGUGGACGAACUGUUGACUGAGCCUACGUUCAGAGCAAAUGUGGCGUUUUUUUUUUCCAUUCUAGUCAUAGAGAUAAAUGUGUGAGUGUGAAUGUGUGUGUGUGUGUGUGUGUGUGGGGAGGGUUUAUUUAGCAGUCUCUAAAGAAAAACAGUUGUAAAAAAAAACAAACAAAAAAACAAAAAACUGUAAUAAGGACAAAGUGGAGCCCUGCCUUGGGGAUGUAUAAAGGCAGGAGCUUUGAUGAACAGACAAACGUACAGUAAUGGGGAGAUGCAGUAUCCUGUUUAACCCGAAUGACUUCUGCCUCGUCAUCUUUUCUGGAGACUCCCAGCAGACAUGGCACAUAAAGAAGAGUCAGCAGCACGUCAACUCUGCGCUCUGCCGCCCUGAGCGACUAAGAAAGACUUAAGUAAUUGCAUCGGUCGAAAACACACUCUUGGCUUUUCGUCCUGCGGAUCUGCGAAGCUCCACUCUUUCUCAAGAGUACGUGGCUUUUCCUCUUUAGCUCUUUAUUUUUUUUUUUUUUCACCUACAGCCGAGACCAGGCAGGGCUUUCUGCCGGCCUCUCUAAACCUAUUUAAUCUCUCUAACCGUCGUGCGUUGUUGCUGUACCGCUGAGGUUGAGGUUAAAAAGAUGUCACCUUACUCCGUCAAAAGACGUCUAGGCUGAAGAAAAAAAAAAAAAGAAAAAAAAAUCAAAGCCCUCUGUAUCUGCAAGAUUCCUCCAGGCCUCAGCCACCCAUCAGCAGUCAGAAAUAAAAAAACACACACGCGAGCAUGGUGUCGGAUAUUUCUAUGCACAUUAGGCAUGAUCAUCGUAAUGCAAUAAACAGGGCAAUUCAUUCUCAUCAGAUACAGAAUCCCAGUCAUCCAGAGCUGAGCUUUGAGCUCAAUACAGAACACUUAGAGUCAUUGUGAUCCCCCCAAUAAAACCGUUCAUUGAAAACCAGUGUAGCCAAUCCGAAAACAAAACCCGAACUGGCGUCUGCUCAAGAAUAAUCUCAGUUAAAUACAACCUGGGUCUUAUUUUUGUAUUCCAGUUAUGGCUGGGUUUCUUGAUGUUUUUGUUCAUAUAAACAUCAUAUCCUGGUUUAAGUAACCGGGAUAAACGCUUAUCCCGAUUAUCCCGGCUGAUUUACUCCCUGGAGUACAAUGAUGCCGGGGUGCUGUGGCUUGGGAAGAUUCUGGUUCAGAUCAACCUCAACCUUUUAUGGCGCAUAAGUCAUCAUCAGUCUUGCAGACUACUGUAGGUUUAUCUUUGGUUUAUGCGUUCAGCAGCUACUACACCGCUUUUAUUCUUUGUUGACACAAGUCAAGGGAAAAACGUUUAAAUAUGCUCCAUGGGAAUGACUGAAUUCUGGACCGACUCGCCCCACAGUCCCUCUCCCAGUGUUAGAUGAGGAGAGGCUGUAAGUGAAAAGGGUUUGAACACAUUUAAACGAUUAUUGCCGUGUGCUUUUUCAUCCAGCCUUCAAGUGUAGGCAUUUAGAAAAGCUAUAAAAACAUGAUUUCUGAAGUGGUUCAGAAAAACAUGUUCCAACCGCUUCUUCUCUAACUUUUUCUAACAUUACCCCAGCACACUGAUCCAUAUGCUGCAUCCAGAGUUUGAAAAUGUGAAAUAUAUAUUUUCGUGAAGUUCGACAAAAAGUCAUUUCAAUCAAGAUAAAACAAUGUCAAGAUGUGUCAAGACAAACAAAUCAAAGGGAGAGGAAAGAGAUUCAGGUUCAUGAAGCCACAACUGUAGAUAUCCUCUGCUCCUGUCAGUCCCAGUCCAAGCACUGCUGGCUUGUGAGGAUGUUAUCUGAGUUUAGAUAAUCUAGACUUUGUUGUAUCAAUGUCACGUGUUCCCAGAUUUCACAAAUGAACUCCCAAAGCAGAAUUUCAUCCUGACAUGUUGGAUAAAACUACAAAAAUAAGACCCACAGUCAAAGUCGUAUUAAACCUGAAUGAACCUUUAAUAACAGAAACACAUUUUUAGUGCGGUACCUUGAUGGGGUACAGUUACACCACAUACAUACCACACAUAUCUAUCAUCAUCUCGCUCUGCCGUGUUGGUUUGCUGUAUGCAAAUAAAGCUCAAAUACUACAGGGGCAGGAUAAAGGUGGUUAUAAAUUCAUUCAGCCGUGUUAUAGAGAAAAAAAUAAAGUCGUUUUGUCUCCAAAUUGA